AGACGCUUUUAGCCAAUCGUGUUAGAGUGUGGGCGGGACUUCAAGGACGUUUCCUUACGCAUCAUCAUCCCAUGGACUGACUUGGUUGUUGUCGAGCAAGAUGGAGUUCCUUUUGGGAAAUCCUUUUAGUACAUCAGUGGGGCAUUGCAUAGAGAGAGCUACUGAUGGAUCCCUUCAGAGUGAAGACUGGACCCUUAACAUGGAAAUAUGUGACAUCAUCAAUGAAACAGAGGAUGGUCCAAAAGACGCCAUAAGAGCCGUGAAGAAGAGACUGGGCGGCAACAAGAACUACAGAGAAGUGAUGUUGACUUUAACGGUCCUGGAGACGUGUGUGAAAAACUGCGGCCAUCGCUUUCACGCUUUAGUGACCAGCCGGGACUUUGUGGACGGCGUGCUGGUUAAGGUUAUUUCUCCUAAAAACAAUCCUCCCACCAUUGUUCAAGACAAAGUCCUCUCCUUGAUUCAGGCGUGGGCCGAUGCGUUCAGGAGCAUUCCUGACCUCACAGGUGUCGUCCAGGUGUACGAGGAGCUGAAGAGGAAAGGCAUCGAGUUCCCCACAUCAGAAAUGGAGACCCUGUCGCCGAUACACACACCUCAACGUGUAGCGUCCGUUCCAGAGGGCGACUCUGCUUUACACAAGUACAGCAGCACCACCCAACCCAAAACGCAGUCCGUCCCACCAGCAUACAGCAGCCCCCAGGUCCUGAACAUUCACGCCUCCGGAUCCAUCAAUCCCACACCUGAACAGAUCUGUCGGCUGCGCAGUGAGCUGGAUGUCGUCCGUGGAAACGCGAAGGUGAUGUCAGAGAUGCUGACGGAGAUGGUUCCAGGACAGGAAGAGGCAUCUGAUUAUGAGCUACUGCAGGAGCUGAACAGGACCUGCAGAGCCAUGCAGCAGAGGAUAGUGGAGCUCAUCUCUUGUGUUUCUAAUGAGGCGGUGACGGAGGAACUGCUGCAUGUCAACGACGACCUCAACAACAUUUUCCUCCGUUAUGAAAGGUACGAGAGGUUCAGAUCUGGGAGGUCAUCGGCUCAGAGCGUCAACAACGGGGUCCUCAGUGAGGCUACAGAAGAUAACCUCAUUGAUCUCGGUCCAGGCUCCCCCGCCGUGGUCAGCAACAUGGCCAGUGCAGCUCCCUCUAGUUUACCCCCCAACCUCACCGCCUCUGGAGGAAGGCCGUCCUCCCCGGCCACUUUGGCCUCACGUCUGGCUGGCUUAGACAUGGGUGCAGACAGCGUAAGCAGCACUCUCAGCUCCCUGUCCAGCUGUAAGCCCACGCCCGCUCAGGACGACUUCGACGUGUUCGCUCAAACCAGAACCGGCGCCAAAUCUGAACCACAGAAGACUUCUGGGACAGAAGACGGUCGCGCUGCCAGCGGCCCCCCUCCCACUCUGGAUGUUCUUCAGCCGUCUGCUGGGGGGGGUGUCCCGGGUCACUCUGUCAUGGAUGACGUAGAGGCGUGGCUGAGCACCGACGUGAAAGGGGAUGAAGGAGAAGAAGGCGUCACCAGUGAAGAGUUCGAUAAGUUCCUGGAGGAGCGAGCCAAAGCGGCAGAGAUGACCCCCGGCCUCCCGUCGCCCCCUAGCGGCAACCCGGGGGGAGGACAGGGCACCCCCGGCAGGAAGAAGGCCGACAGACAGGAGGGCUCUCUGUUCGCCAUGUAGACCCGCCCACCUUUGACCUCUGAUCCGCAGCCUUAGACCCGACCAGCAGAGCAGCACCUCCACCCAUCCAUGAGCUUUGUGACUCACCCCAGCACUACCCUCCAGUUUGCACAUUCUAAAAACAGGAAGUCUGGAUUCUUCAUGCUGAAUAAAGAGAAGCCUGGAAAGUACGGUGGCCCUGAAGUUCAAAUCGCAUCAUUAAAGACCUCAACAACAAUUUAAAAAAGCAAAACAAAUGAUAAAAAUGACAUUUUAUAAUUACAAAAAAAGGAAAUUUUCAGAAAAUCAAAAUGAAAUUAGUAAAAUAAAUGAAAAAGAUGCAUCUUUCCAACUGAAAUUUCUUUAAUUUUUGUGGCCACGCCCACUGCAAAAGUUUGGUAAUUGUUCGGUUUUUGCUACAAUUCAGGCAAAACAUCAAAUAUAAUCAAAUAAUCUAUGUUUUUUAAUUUUGGAAUUUGUUAUUUAUUUUCUAAAUGUUAUUUGCUUAACUUUUUUAUUUUUUUGUUUUUGCACCAAUGCUAUUUUUUCUUUUGACACUUCCGGGCUACCGUACUUCGGGCUUGUUGUGAACUGCAGAGCUUCACGUCGCAGCUAAUUGUGAUAAAACACGAUUUUAUUUUUAAAAAAGAGGAAAAGCUGAGUCUGUGACACUAGAAAAGGGAUUUCCAGACAAACACACUACGUUUAAUCUUAUUUUUCACUCUUAAAGAAACACAAACUUUCUGUUCAUGACGGUUUUAGUGUUCUUUAGAAACCUGUCGGAACUUGAUUUGUAAAUCUGUAAAUGACAAAUGUCAAGUUUAAUACUUCGUGUGUAUAUUUAAGCAACAUAUAUAUAUAUAAAUAUCUAUGAUUGAGAUGGUAAUUUAAUGUUUUGGGAAAGAGUUGAUGCUCCUGACAAUAGGAUGUACCUUAACCUUUUCAGAGGAAGGGAUCCUUUCUUUCUAAACACUGUUUUUAAUGGAAAGAUGAAGGAAAAAAAGGGAUUUUAGUCGUAGUUGAGCUGGAAAAUCUGAGACUAAUUAAUGAGUUAAUGAAAACGAAGCUGCUAUCGUUGGUUUUUACUCCUCCAGAUGUCGGUUCUCCUCUGUUUGGAUCGAUUCGCUGUAGGAGGUGCUGUUGUAGCCCAAGACACACGUGCUGUUAUCUGUAGGUUUGAAUCCGUUUUAACAAACUGUUUCUUUUUGUUUUUUCGAAGCUUAAAGGACCAAGUACGAGAUGUUUUUUCUUUGUGGAUGCAGAAGGUUUAUUAGAAGGGAAAGCUCACACUACGAGGUUUUUUCUUUUGUCGACAUCUGAAAAAGCCUGACCUUUCUGCUCGACGUUUGUGAUCAGAAAUGAGCUCGCCUCAAAUGAGACAUUUCCGUAAACGCGACGUGUAACACAACUGCAACAAGCUGAAAACAAGUGUGCACUUUGACGGCACGCCGCCCGGUUGACUAAAGCUGAAGCACUACGAUUAUUGUUUGUUUCUGAUCAGUAUUUUUGAUUGUUUUUAAUGAGCUAAAUUCAUUUUGGGGGAAUUUUGGUGUUAAAGGACAGAAUGGAAAAAAUGUCAAUGUGUGUUUUGAUGUUUUUUGACUUGUGUUUAUGGUGUUAAAAGUUUUCCCUUUUUUGUUUUUUACUUGUUGCUGCUGGUUGAUGCAUCUAGUUUAUGAGAUCUAACAGAAUGAGGUUCCUAAUGUCAAUUAAGACUCAAUUAUCUGGGGAAAAAAAAGUUUGAUAUUUUCGCUGGUUUUUCACUUUCCAAACAUCAGAAACGGGAAAUUCUUUGUUUCCUUUCUCCUCCCGUCUGUCUGUUUUGCUGUUGACGUGAAUUUCGUGAAACGUCUCCGUAGAUUGGAAGAAGAGACCCAAAGAUGUUUUCAAACCAUCAUGGAGGAGAGAAGGGGGCGGGGCUAGACUGAAUGACUGCUGACUUUUCUUAGCUGCCUCAUCAUCUUCUUUGUUGUUUGACUGAUGCAUGAACUCCUAAUAAAGUUAGCAUCUGUGAUCUGCA
Oryzias melastigma (Indian medaka) is the source of this 3665-nucleotide messenger RNA. RefSeq names its product target of myb1 like 2 membrane trafficking protein (gene tom1l2b). Gene Ontology annotation, biological process: signal transduction. Lineage: Eukaryota; Metazoa; Chordata; Actinopteri; Beloniformes; Adrianichthyidae. Gene Ontology annotation, molecular function: phosphatidylinositol binding; ubiquitin binding; clathrin binding. Gene Ontology annotation, cellular component: endosome; membrane. The record is from RefSeq and is a predicted model, not a curated record. Bases 101 to 1666 code for a protein of 521 amino acids. The transcript is spliced from 15 exons.